Molecule: messenger RNA, 3438 nt
Organism: Exaiptasia diaphana
Lineage: Eukaryota; Metazoa; Cnidaria; Anthozoa; Actiniaria; Aiptasiidae
Exons: 1
Coding region: 270-3377 (1035 amino acids)
Molecular function (GO): catalytic activity
Source: RefSeq, a predicted model, not a curated record
CUUACGUCCUCGUCGUGGGAGAUGGGCAACAGAGUAAUUGUACUCUGGCAGAUAGGGCAAUGGUUGUACUCUUGAUGUCUGCACUGAUACAGCGACAAGUUAUCGAGUACAUAGUAUAGUAUCAAUAAAUCUACGACAGUUCCUACAGAGAACUYUGAUUGAUUAUCAUCUUCUGCGARCAACAUAGACUCAAAACUACAACAUCAACAAACUUAUUAUUAUUCAUUACCUAUUAUUAUAAUUAUUUAUUUAUWAACCAAUCUAUUGAUAUGACUAAGAAGACCAAGAAGAACUUUACAAAGAAAUUUAAAACUUGGAAAAUAGGAACAAUCAAUAUCCGUACAGGAAAAGAAGCAGGGAAACUCUACUCUGUAACAAAAGAGGUUCACAGAGCAGGUCUAGACAUAUGUGGCCUACAGGAAGUCCGUCAAUUAAAAUCUGGGACUGAAACCAUAGACAUUGAUGAACACAGCAAAUAUGAACUCCAUUGGUCUGGAUACAUCACCAAACGAGAAGCUGGUGUAGGCAUACUGAUUAGAGUAUGCCCAGAUAUUAUUGUUGAGGAAAUUAACUACAUCAAUGCCAGAUUAUUGACUGCUGCCAUCAUAUACUAUGGAUACCGACUCAAGAUCAUUGUUGCAUAUGCCCCUCCAAACUGUGAAAAUGAAAUGAAUACAAGAACUCACCAAAAGAACUUAUUCUACAACRAUCUACACAAAUAUACUGUACGUGACCAUAAACAUCAAAAGAUUGUGAUCCUAGCUGAUAUGAACGCUACAACUGAUUUAGCUCUGAAGAAGUCAAGAUUUGAUGGUAGUGAUAUUAACAGCAAUUACAUCGAUCAUAUCARCAAUGACAAUGGUGAGAGAUUAAUAAACUACUGCAAAACCCAUGGCUUGUGUAUAAGUAACACUUUCUUCAAACAUCGAAACAUCCAUCGUUACAGCUGGUACUCAGGUACUGGCAUACGUAAAGUCCUAGAUUAUAUUCUUGCAGAUAAACAUCUUCAAGAAUGCAUGACAGAUUGUAGAAUACGACGUGGAUAUGAUUUCAAUACAGAUCACAAACUACUGGUUGCAACUCUACGAACACCAUGCAACAAAGCAGCAAGAUACAAACAUCGCAAGACUCCACUACCGAGAACCAAGAAAGUUGAUCUCAAAAUGCUUCUUAUACCAAAGAUMCAAGAUGAAUAUACAAGACAUGUGAACUCUGAGUUAGAACUAACAUCAACCCAAAUUACUGUACAAGAUAUGUCAGACCAUCUCAUUAAAACCCUGAAAGAAAUAUCUGAAAAGGUGUUACCAUUGAAGAAUCAAAAACAGCCUAAACAAAACGUUCUAUUUAAGAAUGAUACAGAAUUGAAUACUCUUCUAGAUCAAAGAGCCCAGUCACAUUGGCCAAGAGAGUCCAAAGAAUACAAGAWACUUACAAAGAAAAUUAAAAAACGUAUCAAAUACCUAAAAAAUGAACGUUUAAAAUUAGAAGCUGACUCCAUCAAUCAAUUUGCAGCAAAACGURAAAUUGAAGAUCUUUUCAGGGCAGCUAAAGAUAACACCAUUUUUAAGAAAACAAAGACCACAAUCAAAUGCUCACCAACUAAACUGACAACAUUCUUCAAAGACCACUUUAAUCCUGUAAUACCAACAAGUGAACCAAUGGAACGRACACACCAUCCAAGUUUCAUUACAGAACUCCAAAGGAUAACAGAGGAUAUAGAAAUCAACAAUGAGCCACCAACAACUACUGAAAUAAAAGAAACCAUCAAGUCACUGAAGAACAAAAAAGCUGCCAAUGAUAUAAAUGCUGAAUUGAUAAAAUAUGCAGCCGAAUCACCCAAACUAGUACAAGAACUUAAACAACUAAUUGAUAUAAUCUGGAACACAAAGACAACACCAAGAAGUUUUAGCCACAGUAGACUAAUGGCUUUAUGGAAAGGUCCAGAAAAAGGUCCAGCUAAAGAUCCAGGAUCCUAUAGAGGACUACAGAUUGGUUCAACCCUAUGCAAGAUCAUUGUAAUGAUAAUCCUAUCCAGGUUAAAGGAAUGGUAUAACCAGCAGCUUUCCUGCCACCAACAAGGCUUUAGACAAGGACAUGGCACUGCUGACGGAAUCUACAUCACAAAGAGAGUACAACAAAUCUCAGAUCAAACGCAGUUACCAAUAUUUGUACUGUUUAUUGAUCUUACAGCAGCAUUUGAUCAUAUUAUCAGAAAAUGGGUAUUUCAAUCAAUCUACAUGCGCUUCCCAGAUGAUGCAAACACAACCUGCAUACAGAUCCUUGAAGCCAUAUAUGAACAUACAACAACAGCACUGUCUGAAACACCUGAUGACAUAUUUACAACCAGCUCUGGARUGAGGCAGGGUGGUCCAGAAAGUCCAUGCCUAUUCAACCUGAUGAUGGAUUUUGUGAUGCGAAUUUACAUCGAUGAGUGUAAAAAGGCAAACCUCAAAUUUGUAGAAUUUAAAUACAGAGUAAGAUCAACCGCCACUGCUAGGGAAUCUAGAGGCCAAAARACAUACAUGGGAACAAAUACAAAUAGCUGGGUCGGAUAUGCUGAUGAUAUCGCAUUAUUUGUCCUUAAUAAAGACACUCUAMAAAAAGCCCUUGACCUACUCGACAAGACUCUAGAUCUAUUCAACUUAAAGAUCAAUGCUAAAAAGACCAAAUCUAUGAUUUUCAACUACAAGUAUCUGCAGACCACAAAUCCUUACCCAAGCUCGAUUGUGAAGCUUCACAAUGUAGACAUCAUGAACGUAGAGACCUUCAGAUACUUGGGAAGCGACAUUAGAUACGAUGAACCAACAACAGGCAAUGCAGAAAUCACACUUCGUAUAAAUCUUGCAGAAGCGAAAUUUCAAGAACUAAAACCAAAGCUUCUGAACUUUAAAAUCAGCCUAACAAUACGAAUGUUAUUUCUAAACACAUUUGUAAGAAGCCGACUAACAUACGCAGCUCAAACAUGGAAUUUAAACAUCGCCCAAACAAAUAUAGUUGACAGCUGUUAUUAUGGCAUGCUAAGGAGAAUGAUCAAGAAUGGAUUCGCCAGAAAAGAUGGAAAACAACACAGAACAACUGAUGAUGACGAUGAUGACGACUACCAAAAUACCGAAUUCAGAUAUCUCUAUACAAACAACGACCUAUUACGCAUCUGCAAAACAACAUCGAUAACAGAAUAUAUAACUACACUGCAAGCAAGAUAUGUAGCUCAUAUUGCUAGACGAUCCAAUCUGGAUAAAUCAAAACAGCUCCUAUUCAAUGUGGAUAGAAGUACGAAAAAAGGAAGACCAACUGAAACUCUUGAACAGAAAGUCCUUAAAGAACUUAACAUGACAGCAGACGAGUUCUACAAACAAGCACUGAAAGGAACUUUGUAGAUGAGAUCCUAAGCUAAGGAUCACUCUAAGUCUACCAGAGUAGACACGAGCUAAACAAUAU